Tripterygium wilfordii is the source of this 2188-nucleotide messenger RNA. RefSeq names its product ultraviolet-B receptor UVR8-like. Bases 471 to 1952 code for a protein of 493 amino acids. The record is from RefSeq and is a predicted model, not a curated record. The transcript is spliced from 7 exons. NCBI's taxonomy places the organism in Eukaryota, Viridiplantae, Streptophyta, Magnoliopsida, Celastrales, Celastraceae.
UACAGAGAGAGCAAUGACAGCAGAGAAAUGUGGCCCAUAAAGAGCCGCACAAAGCCCUAAACUUUCUCCUCUCUCUUUCAAUUGGUCAGUUUCUUUUACCUUUUGUUUUCAAUAAUCCCAAUUUGGGACAUUUCGGUGAAAUCGGUGGGGAUCGGCACCGAAAAGCUGACUGCUCUGCUUUUUCUUGGAAAGUCUCUGCAUUUCGUUGAAUUCACGACAAAUCCUGAGGGGGUGUGUGUGUGAUUGUCACAUUCUGAUGUUUGAUUUCCAAUCACUGUGCCAUAAACCUGUCGAUUUUUCGUCCAGGCCUCCGUUUCUGUUCUCAAUCUCCUGUAUUUGUCUUCCUUCGGACGUCGUUUUCUUUAUAUGCUGGUUCAAUUGCCUUAGAUUCCGCCUCAAAAUUUGAUAUAUUUUCGUGCUCAACUUUCUAAAACAAGAGGAAGCAAAUUUGUGGGUGUUCUACCGACAAAAUGGCUGGCCGGUAUAGAUUGCUCUCUAUUGAGGAACUGCCCUCACAUUUGAUUCUAGAAAUUUUGACCUCUGGCCGGCUUAGUUCUGCUGAUCUGGUGUGUUUGGAGUUGACUUCCAAGACUUUUGGUGGUGGGAAUUCUUUGUUGUAUCCUCAGAAAUUCAGGUCGUUGGUAGAUUUUGCUGCAUUUCAGCUUUGUGUUGGGCAUGCGAUAUAUGCUGGGAUCGACUUCAAUUUGCAGAGGGAGUUAUUUAAUCGAUGCAAUGGGAACUGGAAGCGGGUUUUGAGGUUCUUGCAGGCUGUGGAGCAAUCAUCUGAUACAGUGGAGACCUCAGCAGGCAAUAUGCAGAUUACAACUGGAAAGUAUCACACAUUGCUGAUCAGCAACUCAUCCGUUUACUCUUGUGGUUCGGGUUUGUGUGGUGUUCUUGGUCAUGGUUCGGAGACAACUCAAUGUGUAACAUUUUCUAGGAUUAAUUUCCCAUCAUCGGCACACGUGGUACAAGUCUCAGCCACUCACAACCAUGCUGCCUUUGUUUUGCAGUCUGGAGAGGUAUUCACAUGUGGAGAUAAUUCAUCAUUCUGUUGUGGGCACAGAGAUACAAGCCACCCAGUAUUCAGGCCUAGGCUUGUUGAAGCAUUGAAAGGAGUUCCUUGCAAGCAGGUUGCUGCAGGCCUUAAUUUUACAGCUUUUCUCACGAGACGGGGCCAUGUCUACACUUGCGGGUCCAACACACAUGGCCAGCUUGGACAUGGCAACACGUUAGAACAACCAACACCAAAUGUUGUUAAACUGCUUGAGGGAGUUGGCUCUGUAGUUCAAAUUGCUGCUGGUCCGAGUUAUGUUCUAGCUGUCAUGAACCGUGGGGUGGUCUACUCUUUUGGUUCUGGCUCUAAUUUCUGUCUUGGCCAUGGGGAGCAGCAUGAUGAAUUGCUUCCCCGUGCAAUCCAGGCAUUCAGGAGAAAGGGUAUUCAUGUGGUUCGUGUCUCUGCUGGUGAUGAGCAUGCAGUGGCACUGGAUUCAAAUGGACUUGUAUACACCUGGGGCAAAGGUUACUGUGGUGCUCUAGGGCAUGGAGAUGAGAUUGAUAAGACUCUUCCAACACUCCUGAACACCCUUAGGAGCCAUGUUGUUGUCCAGGUCUGUGCAAGAAAGAGGAAGACCUUUGUUUUGGUUGAUACAGGUUCAGUUUACGGCUUUGGUUGGAUGGGCUUUGGUAGCCUUGGGUUUACGGACAGAGGAUUAUCAGACAAGGUGAUGAAGCCUCGGGUACUAGAAAGCCUACGAGCUCACCGCAUUUCUCAGAUUAGCACUGGUCUGUACCACACGAUUGCUGUCACUAACCGGGGAAGAAUUUUUGGUUUUGGAGAUAAUGAACGAGCGCAGCUUGGGCACGACACUCUAAGAGGAUCCCUUGAACCAACCGAAAUUUUUAUUCAAGAAGUGGAUGAAGAACUAAGUCAUGACUCAGAAGCUCCGUGACCUGCAGACGGCCCCGUAUCUGUUGGUUUGUAAACUUUGUAGGUAUGUAUGUUUUUCUGUAUCAUUGAUGAACGACGAAAUAUAUUGUUUCUUCCUUAAUUUAUCAUAAACUUGCAGCAGGGAAUUCUUGGUGAAAGUGACACGACACUAUUGUGUAAUAAGAUAAACUGAUUGUAACAAGUGAUCGUUGCUCUUUUAAUCUUUGUUUCUGCAUAUGAAAGUAGCAUUUCUGUGUU